UAAACAGUUGAUUCUGCAGAGAUAAGGUCUGGGAAGAAGAAGAAGAAGAAGAAGAAGAUGGAGUUGUUAGGAAUAAGAGUUGAAGAAUUCAAGAUUAUUUAUACCAUUUUGGGUAUAUUGGUUGGAGGUCUGGUGUAUUUGUAUAGACCAUACUGGGUUGUGAGAAAAGUCCCUGGCCCUCCAGUUCUGCCCCUUGUAGGACACCUUCCCUUGCUGGCUAAGUAUGGCCCUGACGUUUUCACUGUCCUCGCCAAACGAUACGGCCCUGUCUUCAGGUUUCAUAUGGGGAGGCAACCACUGGUGAUCAUAGCAAACGCAGAGCUUUGUAGAGAAGUUGGGAUCAAGAAAUUCAAAGAUUUUCGUAACAGAAGCACUCCAUCACCUGUCUCUGCAUCCCCUCUGCAUCUCAAAGGCCUGUUCUGGACAAGGGAUGGAAGAUGGUCAACGAUGAGAAACAGUAUAGUGUCAUUCUACCAGCCAUCUCACCUGGCUGAGCAGCUUCCUACAAUGCAAUCCCUUAUAGAAUCUGCAACUAGGAAUCUUGAUUCCAAAGGGGACUUGAACUUCUCUGAUCUUUCCCUCAAAUUAGCCACAGAUGUUAUUGGGCAGGCUGCUUUUGGGGUUGACUUUGGGCUGUCUAAACCCAAAGUGCACAAACUUGACAGUGGAGUUGAAGAAUUCAUCAAUCAACACAUCUACUCCACAACACAGCUCAAAAUGGACACAUCAGGCUCCUUCUCCAUCAUCUUGGGCUGGCUUGUUCCAAUCUUGAUGGAACCGUUUCGCCAAAUACUCAAGAGGAUACCCGGCACGAUGGACUGGAAAAUAGAGAGAACCAACAAGAAUUUGAGCAGACGCCUGGACGAUAUUGUAGCGAAGAGAAUGGAAGAAAAGGAGAGUGGCUCUAAAGACUUCUUGACCCUUAUUCUCAGUGCACUGGAGUCUAAGAGAGUGUCAAAGAAUAUAUUUACCAUGGACUACAUUAGUGCUCUAACUUUUGAGCAUUUGCUGGCUGGAUCAGCAACAACAUCCUUCACACUCUCUUCCAUUAUCUAUCUGGUUGCUAGCCACCCGCGAGUCGAAAAGAAGUUGGUUGAAGAGAUAGAUGGGUUUGGCCCUGAUGAUUUGGUUCCCAGUGCCCAUGAUCUUCAAACAAAAUUUCCCUAUACUGAUCAGGUAAUCAAAGAAGCAAUGAGAGUUUACACACUUGCCCCAUUGAUUGCUAGAGAAACAUCAGCUCCGGUGGAGAUUGGAGGAUACAGCCUCCCAAAGGGGACAUGGGUUUGGCUAGCUAAUGGAGUUUUGGCUAAAGAUCCGAUCAACUUUCCUGAACCGGAAAAGUUCAGACCAGAGAGGUUUGAUCCAAACUGCGAAGAACAAAAACGGAGGCAUCCUUAUGCACACAUUCCUUUCGGAAUAGGGCCUAGAGCAUGCAUAGGAGAGAAGUUUUCCCUGCAGGAAACCAAACUCACACUAAUACAUUUAUAUAGGAACUACACAUUUCGACACUCCCCUCUAAUGGAGAAUCCUCCGGAGAUUGAGUAUGGCAUAAUUCUCAACUUCAAGCAUGGUGUCAAGAUUCAAGCCAUCCCACGUUCAUGAACCCACACUUAGCUUCCACCUCCAAUAUGUUUGUGCUACUUUUGUUCAAUGAAUAUAUUUUUGCUUUUAAAUUUUCUCACUUAAAUUUAUGUGAUUUGUG
Ipomoea nil (Japanese morning glory) is the source of this 1702-nucleotide messenger RNA. RefSeq names its product cytochrome P450 711A1-like. The record is from RefSeq and is a predicted model, not a curated record. The coding region runs from base 58 to 1602 and encodes 514 amino acids. Gene Ontology annotation, molecular function: iron ion binding; heme binding; oxidoreductase activity, acting on paired donors, with incorporation or reduction of molecular oxygen. The transcript is spliced from 5 exons. NCBI's taxonomy places the organism in Eukaryota, Viridiplantae, Streptophyta, Magnoliopsida, Solanales, Convolvulaceae.